AUGAGUGGAUCUGUUGUCGACAACACCGUGUCAUCGGGGAAUUCUUCGGUUGCGAUUCCGACAGACAUCAGCGGGCAAAUAUUAGAUCUAGACGAAGACGAUGACUUGGAAGUUUUCAGUAAGAUUGUGUCCCAUCAGCCGCUGCCGGAGAAGUUUGUGAUGAAAGGAAUGGUGGAGAGGUUUAACGAAGAUUUCAUUGAGACGAGGAGAAGUGCGCUGCACAAGUUUCUGAACAAAAUAGCAGAACAUCCCAUUUUCUCCAGCAGUGAAGAUUUUAAGAUCUUUCUCACAGCAGGAUCUGGGGAGUUGACCUCUCAUAAGAAACAAGGUCCAGGGUUUCUGAGCCGGAUGGGGGAGACGGUGAAAGCCGUCGCUGCUGCAGUCAGAGGGGUCAGAAGCCGGCCUCAGGAGUUCACCGACAUGCAGGAGUACGCGGAGGCCUUCAGUCAGAAGAUCAGCUCAAUUGAUAAAGUUACUCAAAGGAUCGUCAGAGAGCAGAAAGAGUACUUGGAGGAGCUGAAGGAGUGUGGGCCGACAUACGCGCUGUGGUCACAAUCAGAGGAGGAGCUGGCCGAGCCCCUGAAGAACGUGGCAGGCUGUGUGGACAAAUGCUGCAAGGAGACAGAGGAGCAGGUCAAACAUCUCAAUGAUCACCUGAUUCCGGUCCUUCAUGAGUACGUCCUCUGCGCCGACACACUCAAGGCAGUACUAAGGAGGCGAGACAACAUCCAGGCAGAUUUCGAAGCGAAGACUGAAGCUCUUGCCUCGAAGAAGGCCGACAGGGACGCGGACUCUAAGGUGCUGAGUUUAGCAUGGGACAGCUUGGUGGGACGAUCCCCCGAGGAGGUCAAACAACAGAAACAGCAGAAAUUUAAGGGCGAGAUUAAGGAGAUGAGAGAUGAGCUGGAUAAGGUGGAGGACCGGCUGGAGUGGGCGAAUAAUGCACUCAAGAGCGACUGGACCCGCUGGCAAAAGGGCAUGAGAACUGACCUACGAUCAGCCUUCAUCGACACAGCAGAGAGGAACGUCAGCUACUAUGAAAAGUGUUUGGCUGUAUGGGAGUCAUUCUUGCAGUCUCAAAGGACCGAUGCUGAAGGAAAUGGAAAUGUUGACUUUUCCUAAUCUCUCAAGGUGCUUUUAGCUGAACGGGACCACCAAAGACGCUUUUAUUCCUGCAGAAACCAAUAAUAUUCAUAUUUAGAGACUGAGGCACCAAAGAGAGGGACAGUCGCUCUGUACAAACAUCUCCCAGCAUUCACCAGCUCACCCAGAGAGAUUGCAAUUACAUUUCUCUGUCAGUACAUUUGGCCCACAUUUGAAAUUUAUUUUUUUUGAUAAUGGAGGAAAAUUAUAUUGCCAAAUCUUUUAUACUGAAAACUAUUUUUCUUUUUCAUUUAUAUAAAUACAUUCCCUGGAAAAUGAAGAUGCACACAUGGCUUUAUUGUUCAAUGCAAAUGCUGUUUACCUCUUAUCAGAGCUGCAAAAAACAUUCGAUUAGUGUAGAAAUAAAUAUAAAUGCACUCGAUUCAUUUCUUGCAUUGGACUCAAGUUAUCGUUGUGCUAUUCCAUUCAGGUUACUGAAGCUGCAUCUUUAUGCAAACAUCAUAUAUUGAAGAAGAUGCUGACAUUCCAGAAUUGUUUACAUGUUAUUGAAGUGCAGAAAUCAAAAGAAUUUACCUGUUGCCUUUGAAUAUGAAACGCAUCGUUUUAGAUACUUCAAUAUGAUUUUGAAUGCGGUGCACUAAUAUCAUAAAGUGUAAUAAAUUGCAAACUGAUUUAAAAGUACGCUUUUACAGAUCAUAAGUGAAUUUAAUGUCAUGGAACUAUCUAUGUAUUCUUGGAAUAGUUGUAAUGAAAAUUGUUAUUGAAAAGUUGAUUGAAAGAAGUCUUGUGGUGUGUGUUUUUAUUCUCUCUCAAGGGAAAAUAAGCAAAUAGUUCGGUAUGCUGGAUCCUAAACUGGGUUAC
This is a messenger RNA of Sinocyclocheilus rhinocerous, 1965 nucleotides long. RefSeq names its product sorting nexin-7-like. The record is from RefSeq and is a predicted model, not a curated record. Gene Ontology annotation, cellular component: early endosome; phagophore assembly site. Lineage: Eukaryota; Metazoa; Chordata; Actinopteri; Cypriniformes; Cyprinidae. The transcript has 8 exons. Bases 1 to 1122 code for a protein of 373 amino acids. Gene Ontology annotation, molecular function: phosphatidylinositol binding. Gene Ontology annotation, biological process: piecemeal microautophagy of the nucleus; endocytic recycling; autophagy of mitochondrion.